GCCGGAUCAAGCCGCCGAGUAAAGUAAUCGAAAAUGGCAUCAACCAUAGAUAAUUUUUUAAAGAAAACAGCUACCGCUGGAAUGGAAGAGUGGCCACGAGAUGCCGUGUUGUACCAACCAUACGAGGAGGAACAAAUUCUGCUGGCCGAAAAUGCCAGUUGUCUCGCGGUACGAACGUAUCUGAAAAUGCUGAACCUUCCCGUGGCUCUAGAACAAAGAGCAAACGCGGAGUUCAUCUCGCCCGGAGGCAAAAGAACAAAGCUCCCGGUGCUGCGUGUCGAAAACUUUAUCUACGCAGAGUUCGAUCAUAUUACUUCGUUCAUCGAACAGAAUUUCAACAAAUCACUCAACGCGUCCCUUUUGCCGGAGGAUAAAGAUCUGUUGCGCUCGUCCCUUUGCCUAGCGGAGCACAUUUUCACCAACGCUGAACAGUACAUCAGCUGGAUGGAUCAGGAGGUGCGUAAUACGGUAACGUUGAAGCGUAAUGGCUGCGUAUAUCCGUUCCCACUCAAUCACAUACAAAAUUGGCGCAAGGAAGCCGCUGUGAAGCGGCAACUUCGCAUGGCAGAUUAUUUGAACGUAAGCCUCGAGAAGGUGAUUGCCGAUGUCGAACAUCUGUGCCAGGAUCUGAGCGAUCGGUUGGGGACCAAUCGAUACUUCUUUGGAAAUGGACCAACGGAAUUAGAUGCAUUAGUCUUCGGGCAUCUAUAUAGCAUUUUCACCAUGAAGCUACCGAAUAACUUGUUGGCGUUAACAAUCAACAAGUACAGCAAUCUGAAUACGUUUUGUCGACAUAUCGACGAAAAAUACUACUCAGUGAAGGAAAACCCCAAAGCGACACGCUAAAGAGUGUUCGGCUGAUGUGUUUCUAAAUACACGUAAAUAUUGAAACGCUUCUUAUCUUAGUUGAUCAUUUGUCGAGCAACAGCUGACAGAGUUGUUAACAUUUAGAGCGUUUUCGCACAUACAGUAAAACAGA
Messenger RNA from Anopheles nili, 979 nucleotides. RefSeq names its product metaxin-2-like. Gene Ontology annotation, cellular component: SAM complex. The transcript has 3 exons. Lineage: Eukaryota; Metazoa; Arthropoda; Insecta; Diptera; Culicidae. Gene Ontology annotation, biological process: mitochondrion organization. The record is from RefSeq and is a predicted model, not a curated record. The coding region runs from base 34 to 846 and encodes 270 amino acids.